Vicugna pacos (alpaca) is the source of this 756-nucleotide messenger RNA. Its product is annotated as serine protease inhibitor Kazal-type 6. Gene Ontology annotation, molecular function: protein binding. The record is from RefSeq and is a predicted model, not a curated record. NCBI's taxonomy places the organism in Eukaryota, Metazoa, Chordata, Mammalia, Artiodactyla, Camelidae.
GGAGGGUAUAUUGGUUGUUAGGAAAAUGUAGAUUACUGGUGGAAAAUAACAUCCUCCAUUAAUAAGCUCUGAGGUGCGACUCAUAUAAAUGUCCUAAUUUUUAAGAUUGAUGGGAGCAUGAAGCAUUUCUUUACGUGACAGGUCCCAACAAAUGCCUGCAGUAUAGACGACCACAUACGGUUUUAGAAUUGCUCCAGGAAGUGUCUUGACAGAGAAUCAGAGCUGGACAAAGCAGCCUGGAUCUGAGUGAGCCAACUGGCACCAUGAAAAUAUCAGGUGUCUUUCUGCUUCUCUCUCUGGCUUUUUUCUGCUUUUUCUCAGGUAUCUUCAGUCAAGGAGUUCAGGACAAGAGAGGCUGGAUCACAAGAUCAGAGGGCCGGUGGCCAGGGAAAGGUGGCUUAAGGCGGCAUCUCUUUCACGUUGACUGUGGUGAGUUCCAGGAUCCCAAGGUUUACUGCACUCGAGAAUCUAAUCCCCACUGUGGUUCUGACGGCCAGACAUAUGGCAAUAAAUGUGCCUUCUGUAAGGCGGUGGUGAAAAGCGGUGGGAAGAUCAACCUAAAGCACCCUGGAAAAUGCUGAAUCAGAACCAGUGUUCUCUGCUGACUCACCAGCUCCCUUGUCCUUCUCUCUUGCUUCUGCUGACUUUUCUCUAGUGACUCCCUUCAAUUUAUAAAUACACUCCUACUCUGCCUGGAUUUUGGGGAGUUCAAUAUAUUUCCCUUGAUUUACUUGUCAAUAAAGUAAAUUCUGUAGA